UGUCACGCUUGCCCUCCCACAGUCCUUUGCGACGUCCUUCACUGUCAUGGCGUCCCAAGGUAGCACUCUCCAUAGUAAGGUGGCCAAACUUCUGAGUCGGCGGAAUGGGAAGCCCGUAUUGAAACCUAACCGGCCCCUGGUGCUGGCGGACAGGGUGGCCAACCGGAAGCCGGACAUGGGAGAGGCAAGUUGCAUAACUGAAAUGUCUGUAAUGAUGGCUUGUUGGAAACAGAAUACGUUCAACGAUGUUCCUUGUUCCCAAGAAAUUGGUGCUUUCUUUAACUGUGUGAAAAAAGCAGAGGCUAAUAGAAAGUCUGGACUUAACCAAGAACUCCAAACCGGAAGACUACCACCGAAACAACUAAACCAAUUACUGAAGCGGUUUCCAAACAAGAGCCAUGAGAUCUAGAUAUUUUACUUGUAGCUCCAGUUGACUUUUCAUUCUUUAAAGAAAGAUUUAAUAAUGCGCCUUUUUAACAUUGAUCAUCAUGUUUAAGGACGCUUGCCACAAGUGGGACGAUAAUUGUUUCCAACUUCAGUGACCUGUUAUUUUUUUUUUAUUUUUAUGCCAUUUAUAUCCAGCAGGGUGCAUCAGGGCCUGUUCUUAUAUCAGGAAUGUAAGAAACACCAUGAAAAAGACUUCCUUUCAGUAAAAAAACAC
Molecule: messenger RNA, 661 nt
Organism: Pelobates fuscus (common spadefoot toad)
Lineage: Eukaryota; Metazoa; Chordata; Amphibia; Anura; Pelobatidae
Gene: CHCHD1
Product: coiled-coil-helix-coiled-coil-helix domain containing 1
Exons: 3
Coding region: 47-409 (120 amino acids)
Biological process (GO): mitochondrial translation
Cellular component (GO): nucleoplasm; mitochondrial ribosome; mitochondrion
Molecular function (GO): RNA binding
Source: RefSeq, a predicted model, not a curated record